GGUAAAUGCAGGCUGCGGAGCCUCUCUGUCCGACAGACCCGGAGUUGCACUGGAAGACACUGCGCUGAACAGAUGAGCGGUGUUGCGGAAUUAGUCUGGUAUGAAAGCACAGCUGAGCAACAGAUCUAAGAACCACAUCUCUGAGAUAGGUCUCGGAUGUUAUCCUUUCUUCUGAGCCACAGACAGCAUCCAAGUUAGCCAGGUGUGACUAGGAGGCCUCACCCCUCUUGGCUUUCACUACUUCCCUGACAAUCUUCAACCCCCGUGAGAUAAGGAGAGAGGACGGAUUUUUUUGCAUCCAGCUUGGCUCACCAUCCGAAGUCCCUACUCACCUACCAAGCCUGAAGGAGAGACCCCAUCCCUUGCUCACCCUCCCCUGCUGCUAGCUUGCACCAGCAUGGCAGACAGUCGACAGCCAGAAGACGGUGCCCCCCAGUGGGACCCAUCAGCGGGGCAGGAGCCUGCUGGCACCCAUGGAGCCAAUGGCUACUCUUCCUCCACCUACAGGACCUGCCAGCCUGGUGGAGCCCAUAUGACCACGGCCUCCUACGCCACCAGGGAGAAUGGGUUCAAUGGGGAGCUAACUGGUGCUCCUGCUAUAACUGCAGAGCAAGUGUCAGCACGGAUUGUGCAGGAAGUGACAGCAGAAGCAGUGGCGGUGCUUAAGGGAGAACAGGAGACUCAAAAGCUGCCAUCAGUUGAAGACACCACCAAUUUGCCUCCCUCUCCUCCUCCCUCGCCUGCUGCAGAACACUUUGGUCCUCUGGAACAAGAAGAGACCAUCGAGGCUCUUACAGCUGAAUACGAGGAGGAAGUGGAAGAGGAGGAGGAGGAGAGUGCAGAGGCAGCAGAGUCCGAGACAGCUCUUGAUGAGCAGCAGUGGAGCGGGGAAGAGCCCGAGCUGGACAGCCCGCAAACUGAGCCCUUAGAGCAGGCAGAGGCCAUAGACGAGGCCCAGGACCUAGCCCUGGAGCCGGCUGAGGCAGCUAGUGCUGCCACAGAAAGCUCUAAGGACAGAGAGGAGGAGGAAGCAGAGGGUGAGGAGAGCCCUGAGACAGGUGUGUCCUGUCCUCUGCUCUCCCUGCCUGCAUGUUACUGCAUUGUCCACUGUAUAAGAUCGCCAGAUGUGUCAAAAGGAGCCCAUAAGCAUAUAACAUUUUCUGAGGAGAGCUUUGCCUGUUUCUGUGAUAACAGCUUUCCCAAUCCCUGGCUAAAUAAAUAUCUCAUUUGCAGCAUGCCAAAGCAAUACUUAUUCUAUGAUGUUCAAAACAGCCAACUUAUAGAUGUCCUUUCAGCUUUGAAGAUGGACUCAGACAAGCAGGGGAGUGAGAAAAGUGGUUCCAUGAGCCCAGACAGCAUCGGAUCAGAGAAACGCCCAGAGGAGUUUUUUGAGCCCCAGAUGCAGGGGUUCUUUGCUGGUGAACGAGUCGUACCGGAGAGCCCCACCAUGGAUAUGCCCUCCUUUGUACCCCCGAAUGUUCAAAACCAAACCAAAGAACCUGUCAGAUCACUCACCCUUCAGCCUACUUAUGGUGAGCCAAUUACAGUAUCAGAGAAGCAGCCUUCAGUAGAGGUGGUAGAGUUAAGCAGCAUUGGUGCACCUUCUGAUUUCUCCUCAGUUGGAGUCAAAGUUCCAGGAGGAGACUCAACAAGAGACGCAAGAGACAGAUCUGGCAUGUCAGCAUAUUUUGAAACAUCAGCAAUGGAGGUUGAAGAAGCUCCCCAAUAUAAGGGUGAGGGAUAUUACGAACUGAGCAGAGCUGGUGAAGAGAAGACUGCAGUUGAUUCCAGGCCUCAGGAUAUCAGCUACAGCGCGCUAGCUGAAGCCAAGGAUAAACCUGAAACCAAAAAGAGUACUGCAGAAGACACUAGAGUAUUCACAGUUCCCGACAAGAGUAAUGAAUGCAGGCUUUCCCCUGGCAAACUGGCCUUAGAGCAGAGGAGCUACUCACUUAACAUCACUAUUGGAGCAUUGGAUCAAAGUGGCCAAGGCAGACCAAGGAACUUCUCCCCAUUGGCCACAGAUAUCAUGUCAUACACUAGUGGAAGUCUAGAUGAGUCAGCAGACUACCUCCCAGUCACUACCCCUUCAGUGGAGAAGCCGCCAUCCUUCCCUCCCCUGAUCCUGGAGACUGCAGCUUCUAUCACUUCAGAUUCCUCAUCUCCUCCAAGGACCUCUGAACCAGUUUCAAAACCCAGCCCUGAACCAGGUUCCCCAGAAUCACCCCAGCCCUCCAAGAACACCUAUAAAAAUGGCACAGUGAUGGCGCAAGACUUGCCUGAGAUGCUGGACCUUGCUGGUACCCGUUCCAGACUGGCAUCAGAAAACACUGACCCAGAAAUCACCCGGAGAAAGUCAAUUCAAGCUGAUGUUCCUGCCUUCUCUGAUGACCCACUUGCUAGCCUUGUUUCAGGGGAACUGAGCCCCGGAGCCAGAAAGAGUGAGAGCCAGUUGGAAGAGAUGGGCUAUUGUGUUUUCAGUGAAUACUCAGGGCCCAUGCCAUCCCCUGCAGAUGUGUUCAGCCCUGUAGACAGUUCUGCACAGGCCUUCACCCACUCCGUCCUGGAGGAGAAAGUGGCUGAGCAGGCUAGAAAAUUAGCUGUCAGAGACACAUCUGUGGAGGACACAAGCCAGCCAUCGGGAGCUGCUGUCACUGAAGAAAAAGACAAGAAGCAGGUUGAGAAAAAAGAUCCUGCUGAGGAAAAAGGCAAAGAAGUUGUAGAUAAUCAGCUGACUAAACCUGUAAGUGAGCAGGAUAAACCAUCUGCUCUACAAGGAGAGUCAUUUGUGACACCAACUGUCACUGUGACUCUAGAAGAAGGUGGGAGGUCAUCUAGUGAGACAGAACGACAAGCUAGUGGUGAAGGCUCAGCAUCAGAAACUGAGAUUGCUGACUAUGAGAGGCAGAUCCGCAAAUUGGAGAUGGAGGACAGGCCUCUCAGUUUGGAGGAGGAACGAGAACUGCAAGAGCUUCGAGAGAAGGUGAAGCUGGUCCACCAAGAGGCCUAUGAGGAGGUGGACGCCGAAGAUGUGUACCAGCUGACUGGCAUGGCCAAGGACCGAAUUGCCAGGCCCGUCAAAACUUCACCAACCUCCUCUGUGGAGAGCAAUAUUGAUGAUGAUAAGCUGCUCUCCCCAGUGCUCUCACCUUCCAAACUUAAACAAAGAGAAGUUUAUGGUUCCCCCAAAAGAACACCUUCACCAGUGUUAGGAAUAAGCAAAGAGGACAAAGAGAAAGAAGAGUCAGAAAGAAAAAUGAGGGAACAGCAAGAGAAGGAAAAGGAACUGAAAGAGAAGGAAGAGAGAGAGAAAGUGGCUGAGAUGGACAAAAAGGUUACAGACAAGCCUGAGGAGACAGCAAGACAACCAGAGGAAAAAGCAGUGAUGGAACCUGCCAAGAAGGAAGCUGAAAAACCUGUGGAGGCCGAGAAGGAGGAAGAGGAAGGUGAGGAAAACGUGUUAGAGAAAGAAGGGGAAGGAGCUGGGGUAGCACUGAUAAAGGAAAUCCCAGAGACUCGUGCUGCCAUCGAAUCAGUGGUGACGGUUGAAGAUGAUUUUAUCACUGUGGUCCAGACCAUCGAUGAAGCAGACGAACCGGGACACAGCGUUCGUUUCUCAGCUCCCCCUGAGCCUGAAGCUCUCUGUACUGUAAGAAAAGAGGAAGAUGAGGAAGAUGAGGAAUCUGUUGAGUUGGCCCAGGAAGCAGACAUGGAAGCUGGCAGUCUAGAGGAGGUCUGUGAUGUUCCUGAGACCCCUGCAUCUCCUGAGAAGGAGGCUCAGACCAUUGAAACAGAAGGACAGACAGAAAGUUAUGACAGAGAUGAAACCACAAUGGACGACUCUAUCCUGGACAGCUCGUGGGUGGACACACAAGAUGAUGAUAGGAGCAUGCUUACAGAGCAGAUUGAACCUUUGCCCAAGGGGCCAAGCCCAGUUAAACAGCCUGCUGUGGUCCAGGACAAGCAGACACAACAGAAGACAGAGAAACAGGAAAAGCCAGCAAAACCCAAGACUAAGGGAGGGCGGGCUAAAGGCCGAAUCUCCACACCAGAGCGUAAACCUGUCCGCAAAGAACCUGUCUACAUACCCAGAGAGGAGGUCAAGAAGAAAAAAGCUGUGAUAAGGAAGACUGAGCUUACCAAAAAAAUGGAGGCUCAGACUCAAUCCCCAACCAGGAGGAGUGUGCUGAAACCAGCUGUCCGUCAGACCCGCCCCACCCAGCACCACUCCUGUCCCAGAAGGAGACCCACAGAGGCACUACCGGACGGUCGCCAGCCUCUCAGUGUUGCCAGAAAGUCACGCGACAGAGCAUCGUGCCAUGCCCAUCGUUUGCCACUAACAAAGAUCCCCACCUCCAUAUCCAGAGUGGCUGCCUCAUUAGAUAGACCUCACUCAUCCCCAGCAGAGCCUCAAGGCUCCCCACUAUUACAGAGACUCAAGGACGGUGGGUCUCGGAGCCCUGACAAGAGGUCUUCUCUGCCGCGGCACGCCAUUCUGAGUCGCCGUGGAUACCAUGACCAAGAGGAGAGUUCCACCUCCAUCACCAGUUCUGGCUCAACAGCUCCCCGCAGACCCACAUCGUUUCGCACUGAAAUGAGGGCAGAGCAUAGGACGGGACGAGCCCCCAGUAUGACAGUUGCAGAAUCAGUGCGCUCCCGUUCAGCUCGCAGUGGCCACUCAACCCCCCGCACCCCUGGCUCCACAGCCAUAACCCCAGGAACCCCGCCCAGUUACUCAUCAUCCUCAAGGACCCCCGGAACCCCACGCUCCCUCAGCUUGAUUUCCCAGGAGAGGAAGGUGGCCGUUGUCCGCACCCCACCCAAGUCACCUGCAACCACACCUAAGCAGCUCCGCAUCAUCAACCAGCCGCUGCCUGACUUCAAGAACAUCAAGUCCAAGAUCGGCUCCACAGAGAAUAUCAAAUACCAACCCAAAGGAGGACAGAUUCAUAUUUUAAACAAGAAGCUGGACUUCAGUCACGUACAAUCAAAAUGCAGCUCCAAGGAUAAUCUGAAGCACUCUCUCCAUGCAGGCAAUGUUCUCAUCCCCAGUGUUAAGCUGGACUAUAGCCAUGUUCAGUCUAGGUGUGGGUCCUUGGACAGGAGGGGCUACUCAGCAGGAGGUGGAAACGUGCAGAUACAGAACAAGAAGAUUGAUUUGAGCCAUGUGACCUCUAAGUGUGGCUCUCUAGACAACAUCCAUCAUCGACCAGGGGGCGGUAACGUGCGUAUUGAGAGUGUGAAGUUGGACUUCAAAGACAAAGCCCAAGCCAAGGUGGGUUCCCUGGAUAAUGCUCACCACAUUCCUGGUGGAGGCCAUGUCACGAUUGAGAGCCACAGGCUGAUGUUCCGCGACCAAGCUAAGGCAAGAGUGGACCAUGGAGCUGACAUCAUCAUCCAGUCGCCAGGCUUGUCCGGCUCAGUGUCUCCCCACCGCCACCGGGACAGCCAGCUAUCCUCCUCCGGCAGUCUCAACAUGAUGGAGUCACCGCAGUUAGCGACCCUAGCCGAGGAUGUCACUGCAGCUCUGGCCAAGCAGGGUUUGUGAACACUGGAUCUCUGGAUUGCUGCUCUGCACCCCGGACGUCCUCACCCUGAUCCCCUCAAACUUUUCGGCCCACUCCUGCCGCCCUGAGGCCAACCUGUUACCACAACUACUCAGCUAAACCACAGCCUCUAAACAUCUCCACUUCAAGAUCCAUCACUCAAACACCAACUCUAAGUAGAGACUCGAGUUAGGAGCUACUGUACUUUGGUCCUCUUUAUUUCCUGUCUAUUUUAAUCCAAAAUAUGUGCUAUUUGGCCUCUCUUUUUGAAUGAUGUUGCAUAGAAUAGUUCAGUCUGAGCACUGGUCCUAGAUAGGAUUGAGUGGUAUAUACAAAGUGGGGACCAGGUAUUGGCUUGACUGGCCCUGGAUCAGUGUUUUGAAGAAGCUACAGCUUUUUUUCCACAUAUGUGGCCAUAUAUGUGGAAGUAAUGUGGCCAGCACACCAUGCAGCACGUGUUGUUCUUGCUCAGUAAACGUGCAUGGACGCCAGACCCCUUAACAAACCAAGCAUCCUUACUGCAAGUCAUUCUUGUCAUCCAAUAUAUAAUAUACUUAACAAAUAUAUAUAGAAACAUGUAUAAAAAUACAAGUUUGUUGCCAUCUAUAUGUCCUCAAAACAUUUUAAAAGGAAGCGACAAUAUGGCUAUAAAAUAUACCUGUAAAAUUGCAUUAUUGCAAGUACCAGGUCAUGUUAUGACAAGCAUGUAUUGAUUCUAAUAUUAAAAGAGGCUAUUUUGUAAUUUAAAAAAGGAUUUUAGUAAGUUAUUUCCUCAAGUAUUGGAUAAAAACUAAACAAGUUCAUGUUUUGUAGUUAUUAGUUGUUUACAGUGUAAUGCUUGGUGACAAUGUCAGACAGCUGAUUUGGUGUUGCUAAGGAAUGCAGCUCAGUCCUGUUGAAGAGCAUCAUACACAUGUACCUGCUCAGUAGUUCAAGAUAGUUUAUACACCAGAACAGUAAUAAACACAAGAACUGAAUUUCAUUCUACAAACACCAAUCUGAAAAGGAAACAAUAAAAAGAAUCGUGUCUUUACAGCUGCAGUAAAUUAGCUCACAUGAAUGAAGAGUAUAGACUUUCCUCUGCUAACACAGGCGAUGUUGUGCUCAUCAGGACAGUCUCUUGUUUGAACCACAGAGGAAGAAGCUACAAUUGCAACAUGAGAUUUUAGCAGAAGAUGCAGCUACUCUGAAAUCUGUCUGUGUGUGCGUUUGGUGCAGAUCCCAUGCCGUUUUACGACGGAUGCUACCGUAUCUGGAUGUUUUGUUGCAAUAUGUGGAAAAAGAAAGUGAAAAAAAAAAUAUUUUGAAAAAUCCAUUAAAAAGAUAGUUCAUGAAGAAAAAUAAAAUGACCGAGGGAACUCGGAUUCUGUUACAUCUGUUAGGAAAAAAAAGUGUGUUUGGGUGAUCUAGUUUCUUUUUCAGACACCAUUUGUGGUAUAUCCUGCCUCCUGCCUAAUUACUGCCCUCACCUGCAACUGUUUGUUUGCUUCUGUGUUUUUUCUGCAUUCCCCAUCUCCGUGUGCCCCCUCCCCACCUCCUGCUCCACCUUACAGCAACUGUAAAUGUAUUUAAAAGGUCAAGUAGAUGUACGCAGUUUUUCUCUUGUUGAUAUGACACCAAUUACAAUAAUUAAUGACAAUAAAAAGGACAACAAAUGA
This is a messenger RNA of Thunnus maccoyii (southern bluefin tuna), 7204 nucleotides long. RefSeq names its product microtubule-associated protein 2 (gene map2). Lineage: Eukaryota; Metazoa; Chordata; Actinopteri; Scombriformes; Scombridae. The transcript has 22 exons. The coding region runs from base 398 to 5548 and encodes 1716 amino acids. Gene Ontology annotation, molecular function: microtubule binding. The record is from RefSeq and is a predicted model, not a curated record. Gene Ontology annotation, biological process: neuron projection development; microtubule cytoskeleton organization. Gene Ontology annotation, cellular component: neuron projection.